AUGGCGCCUGAAUACGUGUACGCCCUCCACGACUUUAUCCCGGAGAAUGAAGACGAGGUCGAAUUCCGCGCCGGCGAGCGAAUCGAGGUUGGCCGCAAUCUUGCAGGAAAGGUCGGACUCUUCCCUCAGAGCUACACAACUCCAGCACCUCCAACCACGAACGGUGCUUCAGACGAUUCAAGCGCUUCGAAUACACCAGGCCCGACGUCGUCGGCGAUAACGAGUACCGUCCUCCAGCCUUUACAAGAAGAGUCGGAAAGCGAAUCACCCAUCUCCAAACCGUCCGACAUUGUAUCUCCUGUUCCCAGGCAGCCGCCAGCCUCCUUCCUCAAUGGCCAUGAGAGUGACGCCGACUCGCUCGCAGAACCACGCACAGGUGGAGACGGCGAGAUGAUGAAGGCGACUAUGACCGACGUCCAAAAGGCCAUCGAACAGCUGGGGCGGAACCGAGUGGACCCAGACGGCGGCCGAAGUUUCAGCUUUGCGAGUACCCGCGACGGCGGUGAGACCGACACCGACUUUGACUUGAGCGAUAUGGAUGGGCACGACACUACCGAGGGUGAGGAUUGGCAUAAAGGUGCUCGCCGGAAACUGGCCGAGAAGGCGAGGCAGGCUGUGGAGGAUGCGGAGAGGCUUGAGGCUAUGAUGGCCUCUGAGAGGUCGACGGCUCCGCCUAUCGAUGUCGAGCUCAGCGACGAGAGUGAGGAUGAAGGCGAUGUUGAUUUUACUACGAGGUCGACCAACUUUACUCGCACUCAUCCGCACAUUCCGGAGGAGGACGAGGAGGAUGCCACUGAACCCAAGGUCGACCACAAGGAAGAGCCAUCUGCCCAGACCAUCACUGCACCUCAGAAGGAAGAGCAUGAACCGUCGACGGCGACCCAGAUUACAUUCACUCCCCCUCCGCAGCCACCGCAGGUUGAGAAGACGUUAAGCGUGCCUUCUAUGGAAGAACAGACGCCCACGCCCUCUGAAUCCAAACGCAGCAGUGCUCCCACUCCCAUUAGCCAGCCUCUGAGUAGUUUGCCUUCGCCUGCCGCUUCGGCUCAUGCAUCGGGCUUCCAUGUCACCCCGCCUUUCCAGGAUACCUCGUCUACGUCCGUCAGCGGACAGAGCGUCUCCACCAACCCUACCUCGCCUCAGGAAUCCACCUCUGCAUCCGAGAAGAAGGACAAGAAACCUCCAAAUGAAUGGACACUCGACGAAGUCGUCGAGUGGCUCAAGAGCAAAGGUUUCGACCAGGACGUAUGCGACAAGUUCAUUGAGCAAGAGAUUACCGGCGACGUCCUCCUCGAGCUCGACACCAAUUUACUCAAGACAGAAAUCGGUAUCAUGGCAUUCGGCAAACGCGUGCGCAUCGCCAACGCCAUUAGCGACCUCCGCCGUCCAGCGUCUAUCAACUCUUUCGAACCUUCCAUCGAUUCGUCCAUUUCGCAAGCUACCAGCGCGCCAUCGGCGAUCCUGCACCACCACCUCCAGCAACAACAAUCCCAUGCGCAUAUCCAGCAUUCGUUCUCUAUGGGUGCCGCUGUAGUCGGCGCUGGCGCGCAAGCACAUGUGAGAUCGCACAGUCACGGUCAUUCGGUACAUUCGUACCCUGGUACACCCCAGGGUUCGUUGCCCAGUCCUAUCGGCUAUGGACCGAAUGGUGGGAUCUCGGGGUUGCCGAUGUCUGCUCCGUCGGAUAGUCUUGCGUAUAGCCAUCAUCCGCAGGGUGCGGUUGCAAAUGCGAUUGCGGCCUCUGGUGCUGUUGCUGGUAUGGGUGUUGGGUUGGGGAUUGAUGGGAUGGGCCCGGAUGCGGGUGAUAAGCAGAAGGGAAGACCCGCGCAUUUGAUGCUCUCGCCUAGCGAUGGUAACUUGAAGAGCAAGGUUAUUAUUGAUACUUCGGCGAGGAGUAACGAGGAUGAAGAUCGGGCUCAUAUGAGUGACGGCGAAGCAGUUGCACCUUCCAACAGCGUCCGCCGCCGCCUCUUUGGCCGCUCGCAAGAUUCCUCGCUCUCGGUAUCCCACUCUUCGCGCAACUCCAAGGACGGCCAUGUCUCGCCUGCUCCUUCGCCUUCUCAGAAUGAGAAGGAUAAGGAGUCUACGACGUCAAGUACGACUGCUUCGACGCGUCAUAAGAGUAAGAAGAGUUUGGAUAAGACGGACAGUAAUCGGCUUAGUAUCUUUGGGAAUACGUUUGGUGGGACGUUGGGUAAAGGGAGGAAGCCUCCACCCAGUGAGGAUACCAUCGCGGACAGCAAGUCUUCUUCCGUGUUCAGUCGCCUCCACUCCACCAGCGUCCGUAAAUCAUCUUCCAACCGACCAUCUACACCCUCUGGUUCUCCCAAAGCCACCACCUCCGACACCGCCAAAGACUCGAGUACCGGCAAGAAUCGCAGUGUAUCUGCUAUGACCACGACCAGCAGCUUCUCCGUCAUUCCCGACCUGAGGAAGAAACAAUCGUUUGACCAUCAUCAUCACGAGAAGCGGACGAGUGGUGAGCGGACGUCGCAUGAGAGGGAACGGGCGAUGUUGAGGAAGAGGACGAUUUCUGGGCCUUCUGGUGGUGGGCAGAAUGGGAGCGGGAGUGCGAGUGGAGGUGCUGGUGGUAGUGGGGACAGGGACCCUGGAGCGAGUGAUCCCACUGGUGAUAUCAAGCAAGGCUUGAGUAUCCUUGAGCAGGUUGGUGAACCUGAUCAUACUGGGUGGAUGAGGAAGAAGGGGGUUAGGUAUAAUUCGUGGAAGUUGAGGUAUUGUGUGUUGAAGGGGGAACAUUUGUAUAUCUUGAGGAAUAAUAGUAAGAGUGAAACGAGGUUGAAGGGAUACGUCAACAUCCAUGGGUACAAGGUUACUGUGGAUGAGAAUUUGGGACCGGGGAGAUAUGGGUUCAGGAUUGAUCAUGAUCAAGACAAGACCCAUUAUUUCAGCUCGGAUGAGAAGGGUGUGAUCCGGGAGUGGAUGAAGGCGAUUAUGAAGGCUACUAUUGGUCGGGAUUAUACCAAACCCGUUGUCUCCUCUUGCAACAUCCCUACCAUCCCGCUGGUCGUCGCACAAGCGAUGAACCCCGCCCCACGCCCGCCCUCUCCGACCGCCCGAGACGCCACACAGAAAGCGCUCCGACGAGAGAACCCGCAUCAGUUGUCUAGUCGCGAUGCCCGUGUGUUGAUGGGUCUUCCUGGCACUGGCGAAGAUCGAAAGAAUGUUCACUCUUUCUUUGCAGAUGAUUCUGCUGCUGGUAACGGCAACGCUUCGAGUGCGAAUGGGGGGUUGAGUCCGGUGACGACGCCGAGAGCGGCAAAUGCGCCUCCGAGACCUUCGAGAGAGCUGAGGAGGGGGAAUUCGAUACGGUCUACGAUGACUUCGGCUGAUGAGAACUUGAUUGAUUGGGCUAAUUCUCAUCUUCCCACUUCGCUGCAGGUUUAUGAUCCUACUGGGCCUCUCUUCACUGGUCUCGCCCUCCUCCGCAUCGCUGAAUCCAUCAAAGGCAAACCUGCUUCUCCUCCUGUUCCCGAUUCCGCCUUCCCCUCCGACCCGUCUGACGAUAAAUUGGACGGACUCUUCAAGCUGUUCGACUUCCUGUUGGAUAACGAUGUGAAGAUGGGGAGUGUGAGUAUCAAUGAUGUGAGGCAGGGGAAGAGGGAUAAGGUGUUGCAGCUUGUGAAGGCGCUGAAGGCAUGGGAGGACAAGAGGCGUGCGUUGGCGAUGUCGGUGGGGAGCUCGGUGCAGGCGGGUAGCUUUAUGGCGCCUGUUGGGAUGCAGUAUAGUGGGACGUAUUGA
Molecule: messenger RNA, 3759 nt
Organism: Coprinopsis cinerea okayama7#130
Lineage: Eukaryota; Fungi; Basidiomycota; Agaricomycetes; Agaricales; Psathyrellaceae
Exons: 9
Coding region: 1-3759 (1252 amino acids)
Molecular function (GO): protein binding
Source: RefSeq, a predicted model, not a curated record